Messenger RNA from Colossoma macropomum (tambaqui), 1175 nucleotides. RefSeq names its product anaphase promoting complex subunit 15 (gene anapc15). The coding region runs from base 125 to 490 and encodes 121 amino acids. Lineage: Eukaryota; Metazoa; Chordata; Actinopteri; Characiformes; Serrasalmidae. The record is from RefSeq and is a predicted model, not a curated record. Gene Ontology annotation, cellular component: anaphase-promoting complex. The transcript has 5 exons. Gene Ontology annotation, biological process: regulation of mitotic cell cycle spindle assembly checkpoint.
GUUGCGCAGAGUUCACUUUUCCGGUGGGAAGAAUUUAGUCAGAGCGCAGCGUUCGCUUCAGCUGGAGAAUUUGAAUUUUGAGUUUUGGUGUUUUGCCCUCUGAGGAGAAACCCGGCCCACAGUCAUGUCCACGCUCUUCCCCUCGCUGUUUCCACGAAUGACUGAGUCUCUGUGGUUCAAUCUGGACCGGCCAUGUGUGGAUGAAACAGAGCUUCACCAGCAAGAGCAGCAACACCAGACAUGGUUACAGAGCAUUGCUGAGAAGGACACCAACCUGUUGCCCAUUGGAAGACCCAUCUUUGAGACAUUUGAUGAGGAGGAAGAGGAAGAUGAUGAAGAUGAGGAGGACAGUGAAGAAGACUCUGAAGAAGAUGAAGACAUGCAAGACAUGGAUGACAUGAACAUUUACAACGAGUUUCCUGAUGAUGGAGAGAUAAAUGAGGUUGACAUGGAGGGCACAGACCAAGACCAGGACCAGUGGAUGAUCUAAACCUGAGCGGUCAGUCUUCUACCUCCUGAUCUCUCAUCAGAAAGCAGAGUGGCUCUGUGGGAAGAAUAGGUGUUCAUCUGCUCAGCCUGGAGUCCAAGUGUGUUCUGUGUUGGAGAUUUUUUGUUUGUUUAUUGUUUUUGAUCUUUAACGUCUCCGUACACUGUAUAAUGCAGUUUUUGGACAGCCUUUGGAGGGUGGGUGACUAAGCCUCAUGUUUCUGCAGAACAGCUCCAGGUGCCAACCAACCGUGACUUGCCUUUUUAUGAGAAUCAGCAGAGAAUACUUUGCAUUGUUCAGGGAAACAAGAUCACGAGGUCUCAUGUGUAGUCUGUUGCGUUGUAGCUAUCAGGUUGUAACCCACUCAAGGACAGGCGGCUCAAAAAAACAAACACGCACACAGUCGUGUCUUUCAAAGCCAUUGUUUCUCCAAAUUACUGCUUUAUUUUGUGUCACAUGUCAGGCAAUAGAGACCACUAAACCUUGAGUGUGAGAAAGAGUGUGAUUUCUUGAGGUCAUUAUACUCGGUCUGCAUUUUAAUGGAAAACUAGAUGACCAGACUAACUGAAUGAUGUCAGGAAACUGACAUGCAGAGUUUGGAUUCAUGUUGUUUGUACAGCAGUGUAUUUUUACUUGUAUAAAGAGUCAAAGCUGUGUUUGUAAAUAAACAAAACUUGUGUGAAGUAGA